AUGGUUCUAGGAAAAAUAUUUCGAAAAGACCGUAAGACUGAACCUACUUCAGUCUUUUCAUUACGAAUUAUUGUAUCAACUUUUUCUUUUACUAAUGCAAAUUCAAUUCCUGUUCCAAUGUUAAUCUUUUCAAACAUUCCUAUGAAAUCUCAUAUAAAUUGUUAUUUCACAUAUGCUGUUAAUAAUACUCGUGAAGACAAUAAAGCAUGCAAUCAAUAUAUAAGACAGCCUGUAUUUGAUACUACCUCCGCGAACUAUAUCAGUUACUUUCAAGCUGAUGAUGAUUUAUUAUUUUCGCCAAAUUUUAACGAUAGCUUAAAGAAUAUUGGAAUUACGGUCUACAUUGAUGAUGCCACAUAUAAUGGUAAAAAUCUAUCGACGUCUAUAAACUUAAUUGCAAUUGACACAGAUCUCUAUAAUACUUAUGGGUCUAAAUUAUUUGAAGAUCAAGGUUAUCAAGAUUCAGUUUUUUUUAAUUCAAUAAUUGAAAUGAACACAUAUAAGCUAUUAUCCAAUCAAGCAAGUUUUAUUAUAUUUUCUUACGAUAUUCAAAUAAAAAGAAGUAUAAAAAAGUUUAUGACAAAAAGCUGGAAAAACUAUUUAGGAUAUACACCAGAUCUUGAAACAAUACCUUAUAUUACUUCUACUAUUGGUACAAAUGCUAUUCAACCAUGGGGUUUAGUUCAAACAAAUGUAUUCAAAUAUAAUCAAACUGAAUUGUUAAAGACUCUAGAAUCAAUGCAGUUUCUUGAUCACUUAACUCAUAAUACCGAUAAUUUAGAAGAUCAACUAUUUACUGAAAAGCUAGAAAAUAGAUUAGAUUCAUUACAAUUAUUUUUAAGAGAUUAUGUAGUAAAUGUGCAAUAUUUAGAAAAAAUUAAUAAAAAACUUAAUAGUAAUAUUUGA
Molecule: messenger RNA, 906 nt
Organism: Dentiscutata erythropus
Lineage: Eukaryota; Fungi; Glomeromycota; Glomeromycetes; Diversisporales; Gigasporaceae
Source: the annotation of a GenBank genome assembly